AUGUCUGCGGGGUGGAAUUUUCCCUCAACUCAACUACGACCCCUUCGGUACACAAUGGGAGCCAUCACAGCUCCAUUCGGCCAGUGGAAAAGCCCCAUCAGCUCGACCUUACUCGGUGCUGACGGGGUUCAAUUCGAAGCUAUCGCGGCAUCAAAUGGCAAGAUUUACGUCAUCGAAGCACGUCCGAAAGAGCAGGGAAGAGGCUGUAUUGUGGAAUAUUCUGGUAGUGAAGGACGCGACAUAUUACCGGCAAAAUAUGAUGCCCGGAACAAAGUCCACGAAUAUGGAGGGGCUUCAAUGAUUGCCUUGAAUGGGCAAAUCAUUUUCACCGACCGGGAGACUCAAGAUCUACACCGACUGAACCCUUCCACUGGGGACAUUGAGCGUAUCACCAACACGGACACCACCCUCCGCUAUGUGUGCACUUCCGCGAUCACCUCUUCAGCGGACAAAAGCGCGACGCCUGAAUGGCUCCUGGCGAUCGAAGAAGACCACACCAAUCCCCUACCAGCCGAUGUUCGGAACCGCCUAGUGGCUGUCAAUAUGCAAAGCAAAGAUAUCGUCAAUGUCGCCUCUGGGGAUGACUUCUAUAGUGCGGCGCAAUUUUCCCCUGAUGGCAGCAGGGUAUGCUGGAAUCAAUGGUCUCAUCCUGAUAUGCCAUGGACCGGAGCACGUGUCUACGUCGCCAAAUGGAACAACGGCCAGGUCACUGAUGUCAGACUUGUUGCCGGUGUCCCUGAGAAGGAAAGUAUCUCGCAACCUCGGUGGGGUGUCGACAACACAUUGUACUUUACAAGCGAUCGCACGGGAUAUUGGCAGCUGUACCGAUUCAAGGCUGAUGGCCAGGAGGAAGCCCAGAGAUUGGCACUUCGCGGCUUGGAGAAAGUAGAAUUCUCUCAGCCAGAUUGGCGUCUUGGAAAUUGCACAUACGUCAGUCUCAGUUCAACCUCGAUGAUCGCUUCUUACAACAAGAACACUCGCUGGACGUUUAUACUGAUCGAUUUGAACAACGACACUUGGAGUGAUAUUAACGUACCGGUGACAGACACAAUCAUUAUAGCAGACACCCCUCUCUCGGAAUCCAAGGUUGCCCUCCUUGGUUCCAACGAGACCACUUUCAGCACCUUGUUCACAUUGGAAACAACCGGCACGGUUCAACUCAAUGCGAUCAAAGCUGCCUCCGACUUCCCGAUGUCCGAAUCUCUGAUCUCCCACCCGAAACACAUUUCAUUUCCAAGAGUUCAUGGUGCAAACCGCGAAGGAGAGGCGCAUGCGAUCUACUACCCACCCCAAAACCCAGACUACCAAGCGCCUCCUGGAACAUUGCCUCCACUGAUCGUGUGUGUUCAUGGUGGGCCAACUUCCAUGACUGGAUCGGGAUUGAAUGUCACGGACCAGUACUGGACUUCGCGGGGCUACGCCGUUGCCUGGGUGAACUACGGCGGCAGCUCUGGAUAUGGCAGAGCAUACCGGGAUUCUCUGAACGGGCAAUGGGGUGUUCUUGAUACCGCAGAUGCAGCCAGCUGCGUGACACACCUCACCUCGACCGGCCAAGUAGACAAGAACGGAGUCGGCGUGCGAGGUGGUAGCGCAGGAGGCUACAUCGUCCUCCAAGCUCUUUGCGACUAUCCGGACCUCUUUUCCGGCGGUGCCUCGCUGUAUGGAAUUGCAAACGUCCGAACUCUCUGCGACGACACUCACAAAUUCGAGAGUCAGUACGCAUACGCGCUAUUGUUCGAGCCGGGAGCGAGUGAAGAGGAGAAGAACCGCAUUUUCCUCGAACGCAGCCCAUGUGUCAAGGCGGACAAAAUCACUGCUCCGCUACUGUUCCUUCAGGGAGACGAGGACCGCGUUGUUCCGCUGAAUCAGGCGGAGGAAAUGGUCGAUCUGAUGAAGAAGGCUGGCCGGGAUCCUAAGUUAGUAGUGUUCAAGGGCGAAGGUCAUGGAUUCAGACGCGCGGAGAACCGGAUCGCCGCUGUGGAAGAGGAGGAGAAGUGGUGGAAGCGAGCAUUGUUGAAGCUGUAG
Messenger RNA from Penicillium nucicola, 2025 nucleotides. RefSeq names its product S9 family peptidase. The transcript is spliced from 5 exons. Gene Ontology annotation, biological process: proteolysis. The record is from RefSeq and is a predicted model, not a curated record. NCBI's taxonomy places the organism in Eukaryota, Fungi, Ascomycota, Eurotiomycetes, Eurotiales, Aspergillaceae. Gene Ontology annotation, molecular function: serine-type peptidase activity. Bases 1 to 2025 code for a protein of 674 amino acids.